Papilio polytes (common Mormon) is the source of this 1354-nucleotide messenger RNA. RefSeq lists its product as uncharacterized. NCBI's taxonomy places the organism in Eukaryota, Metazoa, Arthropoda, Insecta, Lepidoptera, Papilionidae. The record is from RefSeq and is a predicted model, not a curated record. Gene Ontology annotation, molecular function: phosphatidylinositol bisphosphate binding. The coding region runs from base 30 to 971 and encodes 313 amino acids. Gene Ontology annotation, cellular component: membrane. The transcript has 6 exons.
ACGACGGUACUGUGUUUAUUUAGUUUAAAAUGGAUUCAAUUCCUAAACAUUCACUAUUGCAAUUUAAUCCGGACACUCUUGGAUACAUACGUAAGGUAUGUAACCUACACGAACCCGGUAGGAUGAAGGAAGCGAUUAAAAUAUUGGACGAAUGGACGAAAAAGCAGAGUCAUUUCAAGAACAAAAAUUUUGAUCCAUUUUAUUUGGAGACGACAAUAAUCGCUUGCAAGGGGUCAAUGGAGAGAGCUAAAUCACAAAUAGAUAGCAUCUGCACGUUCAGAACUUUAAUGCCGACAUUCUUUAGAAGAGUCAACGUGAAACAUGAUCUUGGAAAUCUUUACGACAUUGUACGUCCAGUCAUGUUACCGAAGUUGACACCGGAUCACUAUCGUGUGUUACUGGUUAAAUUCUAUGGAGCAGCAUUUGAAGCAUCCCAGUAUAUGGAUUAUUAUAAUUUUUGUAUCAUAAUAGCAGAAUACUUAAAAGUACACGACUAUUUAAAUGGAUUUUUAGUAUUUACGGAUUUCACUGAAAUCAAUUUAAUGGAUUUUAUAACGAAAUUAAAUCCGAUUGAACUGCGUCAAGCAUUAGCUAUAUACAUGCAAGGAUUCGGUAUGAGAUUAAAAGGUAUUCAUAUCUUAACUUCGUCGAAAUUGAUUGAUGUUUUGAUAACUUUAUUAAAACAAAUCCUAAGUGAAAAACUAAUCAAGCGCAUCUUUGUUCAUAAGACUAUAGAUACUGUUUACGAACAUAUACCAAAGACUAUUCUGCCUUCUGAAUUUGGUGGUGAGGAACGUAAUGUUAAAGAACUUCAUGAAUCUUGGGUUGAGCUACUUAGCUCUGAUGAACAUCUUGCUCAUUUAGAUAGGCAGCGUGAAACAAGAACCGACGAGUCUCUCCGACAGUCACAAGUUUUUAACGAACAAUACGCUGGAAUGCCAGGAACGUUUAGAACACUUACCGUGGACUAAAUAUCCUAUUAUCCAUACAUUUACCUAUGUAAAAAAUUGUAAACAAGCAUUACUUGAUAUGGAAAGCUACUAUUACAUUAUUUUAUAACUUGUCCUCAAAGUUGAACUAUUAUUAAAAGUUACAUGGAAAAAUUACUACGCUUGUUGAAAAUGAGAAAUAUGUCUUUUGACUUUUUUUUAAAUGUAUACAGUUAAAUUAUAAUUUGGGUAAUCCUAAAACUUUCUUGUUGUUCUUAAAAGCGUGCUCUUUUUGUUUUGAUCGCAUUAGUUUUGUAUUGCGUGGCGAGUGUCGUCAACUUUCUUGAGGAUAUUUAAAAUUUUAGUAAGUAUAUUUUUUAUUGUUUUAUGUUUGGGGUACCUUACUUAACAAAGAGAUCUUGUUU